Messenger RNA from Phytophthora sojae, 417 nucleotides. RefSeq lists its product as hypothetical. The record is from RefSeq and is a predicted model, not a curated record. Bases 1 to 417 code for a protein of 138 amino acids. The transcript has a single exon. Lineage: Eukaryota; Oomycota; Peronosporomycetes; Peronosporales; Peronosporaceae.
AUGGCCUCGAUUCAUGUUGUUGGUGAGCUCUUGGGGGCGUCUGGCCUGGCCUGGCCGGGUGACCAAGAAGCCUUCUCCGUCUCGCAUGUGGUCGACUUGCUGUCGCUGCACCCGUCGUCCGAGUUCAGCUACUUCUGCAAGUGGAGACUUGUCGUCAGCGAUCCGGUCAAGCAAUCGCCGCAUGAAGAACCGUCGUGGAAAGUCAUUCAAGGAGAGACUCGAGGCCAAACGCAGGUUCAUGCUGCAUCGAGUGGAGGGAGUCUGGCCAUGCCGGAUUUGUAUCGUCACAGCACUGACGUUUCACUCCCGAAGAUGGACACGGUGUGGGCUCAUCCCAUCGACUUGCACCUUGCUCUGACCAACACGAAUGCGUGGAAUUGCUGGCCGAGACUGGAGUUCCAGGUGAGUCGAGCUUAA